Molecule: messenger RNA, 1176 nt
Organism: Sinocyclocheilus rhinocerous
Lineage: Eukaryota; Metazoa; Chordata; Actinopteri; Cypriniformes; Cyprinidae
Product: macrophage mannose receptor 1-like
Exons: 5
Source: RefSeq, a predicted model, not a curated record
AACCACUGUAUUCUCUUGCCAGGACUCCUGUCAUUAACUCUGUGUAAACCACAAGAGUAUAUUCUGUACAAACAGUUAAAGACGUGGGAAAAUGCACAGAGUUACUGCAGGACACACCAUAUUGAUCUGGCCACCGUUCAGACUGAUGAAGACUGGACAAGUCUGAAAGAAGCUGCAGAUGAACAACAGUUUUAUGGCUUUGCCUGGAUCGGACUGUUCAAUGACAUCAAAACCUGGCGCUGGUCUUAUAACGAGGAGAGUCUGGUGUUCGAGUCCUGGGGUCUUGUCCAGCCAGAUAACUACGGUUACGGAGAGGAGUGUGCCGCCAUCUAUUUUGAUGGAACUUGGCAUGAUUUCUACUGCACAGACUUAAGAUAUUUCAUGUGUUACGAUGGAAGUACAAACGCAACAGAGAAAAUGGUUUUGAGCAAGACCCAAAAUACAUGGACUGAUGCUCAGAAGUACUGCAGACGUCAUUAUACAGACCUGGCUACCAUUAGGAAUCAAGAAGACAAUGACCAGAUUACCAAGUUGCUAAAUGUCUGGAUGGUUCCGGUCUGGAUGGGAUUGUACAGAGACACUUGGAAGUGGUCAGAUCAGACCAAUAUCACUUCCUCAUCCAAACUCACUACUCAGACAUUUACUAAGUGGAAUGAAGACUGUGCUGGUGCAGAUAAUUAUUAUCGUGUAUUUGAUGACAGAUAUUGCACAAAUAUGUAUUACUUCUACUGCAACACUGUCAAGAGGAAGAGGCAGGUGAUCCGAGUGCAGGUGAAAGCCGGUGAGAAGGUGGAUGAAGCUAAAAUGAAGGUGCUCGUCUUAAACAAGUUAAAGCAGACGCUGAGCGAUGAAGACGUCACACUGACAUGGAGGACGCAACCCAACGGGAAAGUCUUCCAGAAGAACAGGACUGUAGCGAAACAUAGCGAAGCAAACACUUCCUCUGUUUGUUCUUAGUAAAAUGUAUCUAAAAUGAAUGCAAAUCAUUCUAAGUUAAAGAUAUCUGAAUUAUUACAUUAGAUUGACAAUUUAUAGUAAUUUUUCAAAAAAAUUGUUACAUCUAUUCAUUGUGUAUUUAUUCAUCUAGCUGGCAGAUAUGUACGCCUUAAAUAUGAGCCAACAAAUGGUAAAAUGUUUUAGCAUUGUAUUAAUUUUAGAAGUCAAUUUUUAAAAAGA